Messenger RNA from Limulus polyphemus (Atlantic horseshoe crab), 2258 nucleotides. RefSeq lists its product as uncharacterized. NCBI's taxonomy places the organism in Eukaryota, Metazoa, Arthropoda, Merostomata, Xiphosura, Limulidae. The record is from RefSeq and is a predicted model, not a curated record. The transcript is spliced from 11 exons. Bases 14 to 2173 code for a protein of 719 amino acids.
AUUUCUACCAAAAAUGAAAGAGAAAACAUCCAAAGAUAAUAACGAUGUGUUGGCAUCUGGAGAUUAUAUUCAGAAUGAAGUAACCAGUAAUGAUGACAAAAUGAACCACACACAGUGGUCCCAGUGGAGUUCAUGUAGUCAUACUUGUGGAGGUGGGAAACGCACUCGGAUAAGAUGGUGCAAGGGAAAUGUCACAUUUUGUUAUGGAGAUGUUAUGCAAUUUCAGUUUUGUAACACAGCAGUCUGUCUUGUUGCUGGUAAUUGGAGUAAUUGGACAAAUUGGACAACUUGUAGUGUUACUUGUGGGUCAGGACGACAAGUGAGGUUUCGUAAGUGUGAUAAUCCAUUCCCAAGAGCAGGAGGAGCAUGUCCUGGUAGCAGCACACAAUUCAAGAGAUGUAAUACUGAAAUAAUAUGUCCAGUUUGGGCUGAAGAGUGGACUUUAUGGUAUGGCUGGUCAGAAUGCUCAAAAACUUGUGGUGCAGGAAUACAGCAAAGAAGUCGUUCCUGUCACUCAGUAGAAAAAGUGUGUAUUGGUGCAGUUAAUGAAACACAAUUGUGUAAUGUUCUCCAAUGUCCAGUGAAUGGAAGCUGGACUGUGUGGAGUGAAUGGAGCGAAUGCACCUACACUUGUGGACUGGGAACACAUUACCGAGAUCGAAGCUGUUCUGACCCUGCUCCACAGGGCACAGGGAAUCUAUGUGAAGGCCAAGCUACAGAAGUGUCACAUUGUUUUGAAACACCCUGUUUUGAAAAGCAACAAGUUGCUGUUUUUGAAGGAAUUAGCUUUCUCUUCUAUCCUCGGGCUGCUAUUCCAACAACAGUUUUAGAGAUUUAUGCAAGAGUUAAGCCAAAAUCAACGAGUGGCACUAUAGUAUCACGUUAUACACCAUCUUGUAAUUACAUAAACUGUACCAACACUGUGGAACUAGUUCUCCUCAGAGGAACAGCUGUCUUGAAAGCUACAGUUGAAAAGGCUAGCUUAGAAGUUAAAGGAGGUACCAAUCUGCAGACAGACAUGUGGAAUACUAUUUUUGCCUGGAUUGUUGGCCAAAAAGGCUUUAUUCGAGUCAAUGACGAACCAAAUCAUCAAGAAAAAGAGUUUAAUCACAAACUUCCAGAAGAUAUUAAUUACGAUCAUGUGAUGUAUGUUGGGAUCAAUCAUAAGAAUUCAUUAGGUCCAGAGGCAGUUCAUUCAGGUUUUAAGGAUGACUACUAUGUGUUAGUGCCAUGUAAAACAGGAGCUGGUGGAUUGAUUAUUACUUUGAACAUUUGGCCUGUUGGUUUGAAUGGCCUAGUUAUUUUUCAUCAAGGUGUGGAUCUUGGUUCCUAUAUGUUUUUAACAUUUGAAGAACAGAAACUCAAGUUUUGUGUACGGACAGAUGGUGACCAGAUAUGUGUUCUUGGAUCAGAAGCACUUGAGGUAAAAAAAUGGUAUAGAAUAGAGGUCUCAGCUGUAGAAACUGUUCUUAGUAUACGAGUCAAUCAUGAUGGUCAUGAAUGGAAAUCUUUUCCUAAUGUUCAGUUCCAGUGCCUAGGUCAUUUGUAUCUUGGAGGAGCUGAUAAAAACACCAAACAAAAGUUUGAAAUUCUUUCCAAAGUAAAUGGAAAGUUCGAAGGCUCUGUGUCAUCAGUGGAAAUCAAUGGUCAGAUACAUUGGGUUCAUGAACUUCCACUUAUGGAAACCAAAAACAUGAUUGGUUCUGAAACAGCUUCUAUUGCUGCUCACUAUAAUGAAUAUCAUGUUCACAAAUCUACACAACUUGAACUAAAGUGUAAUUACUCAUCUCUACUGGGGUCCUGGAACAAGAAGUCAGUUAGCAUCCAGUGGCUAAAUGUUGAUACCAGAAUAGAUAUUAAUGAUCCUUAUCGACACGUGGCACAAAGUGAAACCCAGCUAGGUACCUCUUUGAUCAAGCUUACAUCAUAUGAAGAAGCUAUAAGUGGAAAAAAAGCAGAACCAAAACAUUUAGGAAGUCUGUAUGCUUGUUUAGCAAGUUAUGAAGAUAAUGCAUUCAUUAUCCAUGCCUUUGGUGUCAGCUAUCAUAAUAUAAAGUUUGGAACUGACUGUAGCACAUACUGGUGGCUGUAUGCUCUUCUAAUUCUGUUGCUUUUAGCUGUGAUUAUUAAAAUAUGUUUAACGUUUUGGAGUUCAAGGUAUGAAGUUUAUUAAAAUCAUGGAGCAUAAGAAUGUAUGUUGAGAGAUGUAAAAGAAUGGAUGUACACUCUUGACGGUUAUAGAUUUAACAAAUAAUGGC